Molecule: messenger RNA, 1424 nt
Organism: Paramecium sonneborni
Lineage: Eukaryota; Ciliophora; Oligohymenophorea; Peniculida; Parameciidae
Source: the annotation of a GenBank genome assembly
AUUUAAACAAAUAGAUGCUGAUAUUUUCUAUUUUGAUAUAUUUAGUUAGUGGAAAAUUAGAGAUCUAUACAGAUGGAUAAUUUCAGAAUGUGAAUUAUUCAUUAGCAAAUUUUGGAUAUAUUCCAUAUGGACGUUCUUUGAGUGGAUAUAUAUUAAUGGUAAAGGAAUUGGAAGAGAGGUAAUUAGAUUUAUGUAAUAAAUCAAAUAUUGCAAAACAACAAGAAUUGGAGAAUUUGUGGAUAAUUGGACGAAUAGGAAAUUGUUCGGCAACAACAAAAGUAUAUUGUAUAAAUAAAGAUUAGGCAUAUGUAGCAUAGUAAUUGGGUGCAUAGUUGUUGAUAAUAAUAAGUACUAAAUAGAAUGUGAGUAAUGGAAUGGAAUUAAAGAAUGAUGGAAUGGGAUUUAGGGUGCAUAUUCCAACAAUUGAGAUAGGGAAGGAUGAUGGUGAAUAAAUAUUAAAGAAUUUGACAGAGAUAUAAGACAGUGUACUUUAUGGUGUAUUGUCAUUCAAAGAUUCAAAGAGAGUUGAGAAGGUAUAAAAGAUAAUAAAUAUUAAAAUUAAAGCCUGAUGUAGUAUUGUUUAUGACCUUAAAUGAUAAGGGAGGUUAUAAAUUCAUAAGGGAAUUUGAGUAAUACUAUAAAUUAUUGGAGAAGAAUGCAAGAUUUUAUAUAAGUUAUGAUAUAGAGAGAUGGGAUGAUAGGAUAUCGAAAUACAAUAUAGGGAAUAAAGAUUGUCUUGGGGGUGGAAGAUAUUGUAUAAAUUAAGGAGGAGAGGGAAGAUUGGUUUUAGAAGAGUAAUUGAGAUAACAUUGUAUAUGGAUUAAUAACCAAAGUUAAUGGUUUGAGUAUAUGGUAAGAGAGAGUAUUUGAAAUAUAGGAUUAUUUUGAUAAGAAUUGUUUUACGAUAAAAAGUUAUGGUGCAUGUUCAGGAGAGAGUUGGAUAAGGAAACAAAAAGUAAUAGAUGAAUGCGUAGAGAAUUCAUAUGUGAAAGAUUCAAAAAAAGAAAGAGAAUAGUUAGAAAAUGUAAUCAUGGAUUAUUGGGUAGGAAAUAAAUCAUUAAGUGGUAUUGUGUAUUAUCCAGGAGUAUUGGUAAAUGGGUAACCAUAUUAUGGUAAUUUAGAUUCUAUUAAUGUUUUUGAAAAUAUUUGUAGUAGUAUGAUUAAUUAUAUCAUAUUUAGAUAUGCUUAAUACAACAGUAUGUACAGCAUUAUAACAAUCACAAGAUGAUUCUCCAAGUACUGGAAGUGAUAUUAAUUGGGCAAUGAUUGCAUUUGCUGUUGUGAGUUGUAUCUUGUUUGGACUAUUCUUAUUUAUGUGUUAUAGAAGAAGGUUGAAAAUACAAAUGCAAUAAGAGUUAGGUUAAUAAGUUAAUGAAAUGGUCAGCUAAUACAUUAAGUUUUAUGAAACUAAAAAUGAAAAGUGA